AAUGGAAGACAUGAAGCUUAGUGAAGAAGAGCAAGAUUUCUACCAAAAAGUCUUUGAUUACUCUGCAAAGCAAAAGAAGAGAUACAAAGGAAAAAAUAUUCUGGUCGCCUCUGCUGAAGAUGUUAAGAGAGUUUUCUCCACGAGUAACACAUCUAAUGAUUACUUAGCACAAAUCUGGAAAUUUUGUAGUAAUAAGAACAGGUUUCUGAUUAAACAGGACUUCUUUAAGGCUCUCAAGUGCAUAGCUGUGAUUCAGAAAAAUGAUUCAUUUGAUGAUAUCAAAACCCACUUGAAGGAGGACUUCCCCUUACCUGUUUUUGAUGAUGAAAAUAUAAAAGAAUUCAUACCUAAAGCAAAAGAAGAUAAAGAGGAAGAAAAGGAGAUCCAGAUCGACAAUGACUCUGAUAACUCUGAUCUCGAUGCAGACUUUGAUGAUCUAAAAAUGAAAAUAGAAGAAGAGAAGACUACUUUUCCACCGAAAUCUAAAGCGAGUUCUUUCUCACAGAAUAAAAAUAGGAACGAUGUGGAAGAAAGUAAGGUUCCGUCAGGAUUACAUAUCUCGAUACCUAAAUUCGAGACUAUUACGCAAGGAUGGCUUGGAAUGAACUCUUACACCCAGUAUAAGGUAGUCACUAUUGCUAAUAAUAUCUCUCCUCUCAAGAAUGAUGAGUAUAUCGUCUGGAGAAGAUUCAGCGAUUUUGACUGGUUGCAUAACGUAAUCACCCAAACUAAUUCAUUAGAAGGAGUUGUGCUACCAAAAUUGCCAGAAAAAUCUUAUCUCCAAAAGCAAGAUGAAGCAUUCCUUGAGACAAGAAGGACGAGGCUUGAAGGAUUCCUUAAAACAAUUGUAGAGCAUUCUUCUCUCAAGUGCUCAGAACCAGUCCAUCAAUUCCUGACCGAGAGGAAUGAAGAGAGGUUUACUGGUAUCAAACAGAAGGAUACAUCUUCUUGGAAAGAUAGCAUCUAUGAUUACGCUUUGACAGUCAAGAACUUUGAUAUUGAUAGAUUUGUUAGCAACAUCAGCCAGUAUUUCGAUUCAGAGGAGCCAGAACAGUUUCAUCUAAAGAAGGAGCAUCAAACUCAUAUAGAGCAUCUCCUUGAUUAUGAAGUUCACCUCGAGAAGCUUGUUGAUGCUAUUGAGCAAAAAUACAGAACGACUAAUGAAAUCAGUGAGAGAAUGACCAAAAUAGCACUUAAAAUAGAAAAAUAUCGGCUUAGUUCAGAUCAAAUGCAGCUCAGAAAGAUUUUUGACAAGAAUACUACAGUAGAUGAUGAUUUAAUAGAAGAUCUUGAUGAGGUUUCACUAAACAAGAUGGAAUCAAAAGAAACCCAAGAUGUUGGAAAAGAUUAUGUCAAAGUUGAAAGAGUCCCAUUUCAAAAUAACGUCUUCCCUGCUCUAAAAGCUGGAGCUACUGCUAAUAAACCUCUCACAGAAAAUUGGAAGAUACUAUACAUAGAACUGAAAUCUCAGCUCUCCAAAGUCCAGGGCUUAAGAGAGACACUGCAAAGGAGGAGUUCUGCUAUCUCUUCUUACAAAACGAAUAUUGAAGUCUUAAGAAAAUAAGAGAUCUAAAGCUUCAGCCUCGUACAACUUGGAGAAUCUCCAGCCAGAAAUCUACGCGCUUGAAAAAUCGAACAUUGAGCUAGAUAAAAAGAUCCAGACCAUGAACAAAGUGCUUGGGCAGGACCUGGCUUGCUUCACUCUGGGCGCCACUAUUAAGAAGGUUUUAGAAACUUUUACUGAAGAUAAUAGAAAAGAUGUAAGCCAAGGUGUUAAAAUAGUGGCAGCCCAGGAUUCUAAAAUUAGUGAUAAGUAAUACUCAAGG
Messenger RNA from Moneuplotes crassus, 1826 nucleotides. The record is from the annotation of a GenBank genome assembly. NCBI's taxonomy places the organism in Eukaryota, Ciliophora, Spirotrichea, Euplotida, Euplotidae.